Messenger RNA from Nematostella vectensis (starlet sea anemone), 1404 nucleotides. RefSeq lists its product as uncharacterized. Bases 1 to 855 code for a protein of 284 amino acids. Lineage: Eukaryota; Metazoa; Cnidaria; Anthozoa; Actiniaria; Edwardsiidae. The record is from RefSeq and is a predicted model, not a curated record. The transcript is spliced from 4 exons.
AUGACCACUGCUGCCAAAUCACGUGGUAGUACUUCCCCAGCCACAGAGGAUGUUUUGAGCGAACAAGGUCAUGUCGUCAGACACGCCAAGGAGCAAGGUCUUGUCGUCAGACACGUCAAGGAGCAAGGUCUUGUCGUCAGACACGCCAAGGAGCAAGGUCUUGUCGUCAGACACGUCAAGGAGCAAGGUCUUGUCGUCAGACACGCCAAGGAACAAGGUCAUGUCGUCAGACACGUCAAGGAACAAGGUCAUGUCGUCAGACACGCCAAGGAGCAAGGUCUUGUCGUCAGACACGUCAAGGAGCAAGGUCUUGUCGUCAGACACGCCAAGGAGCAAGGUCUUGUCGUCAGAAACGCCAAGGAGCAAGGACUUGUCGUCUUGUCGUCAGACACGCCAAGGAACAAGGUCUUGUCGUCAGACACGCCAAGGAGCAAGGUCUUGUCGUCAGACACGCCAAGGAGCAAGGUCUUGUCGUCAGACACGCCAAGGAACAAGGUCUUGUCGUCAGACACGCCAAGGAACAAGGUCUUGUCGUCAGACACGCCAAGGAACAGGGUCUUGUUGUCAGACACGCCAAGGAACAAGGUCUUGUCGUCAGACACCCUCCUCUCCGUCUGUGAUGAGUCUCGAGAGAGAAUCAAAGCCAUUGAUGAUGUCAAGCAAUUUCAGAAACUCUCAGGAGUCGUGGAAGCAGCCGAAAAUACAAAGUUAGUCCAGUAUGUGUGCGACAUUAUCAACUCUUGCCAGGAAGUCGCAAAGGAACACAAGGGAACAGAGCCUACUUUAAUUCCCGUGGAGGGAGAGAGGAUGGACUUUCGCAUGCCUAUCAAGUCGAUAGUAAUGGUGGGCUGUUAGGUGACCUGUUUGAAGACUUCUACUUAAGACAUUUGUUCGCUGAACCUAAAAUAACACAGUGCAAGGCCCAGCAGCCGACUACCGCCGAUAGCCUUCUAGAUGACAUUUAUGCAUGUGUAAAGAUGCUUUUCCAAGGUACAAUCAAUCAUGCACAUGAAGACCUCGUGGAACCAGCUCUACCUGCACGUGAUCUAAAAAUGUCAGCAAAGGAAAUUAGCAAUAAUGGUAACGUACAUGCACAUGAAGACCUCGUGGAGCCAGCUCUACCUGCACGUGAUCUAAAAAUGUCAGCAAAGGAAAUUAGCAAUAAUGGUGACGUACAUGCACAUGAAGACCUCGUGGAGCCAGCUCUACCUGCACGUGAUCUAAAAAUGUCAGCAAAGGAAAUUAGCAAUAAUGGUGACGUACAUGCACAUGAAGACCUCGUGGAGCCAGUUCUACCUGCACGUGAUCUAAAAAUGUCAGCAAAGGAAAUUAGCAAUAAUGGUAACGUACAUGCACAUGAAGACCUCGUGGAGCCAGCUCUACCUGCACGUGACCAAAAGGUGC